Molecule: messenger RNA, 1485 nt
Organism: Etheostoma cragini (Arkansas darter)
Lineage: Eukaryota; Metazoa; Chordata; Actinopteri; Perciformes; Percidae
Product: BTB/POZ domain-containing protein KCTD12-like
Exons: 2
Coding region: 30-824 (264 amino acids)
Biological process (GO): protein homooligomerization; regulation of G protein-coupled receptor signaling pathway
Cellular component (GO): presynaptic membrane; postsynaptic membrane
Molecular function (GO): protein binding
Source: RefSeq, a predicted model, not a curated record
GAGAGAGAGAGAGAGAGAGAGAGAGAGAGAUGGCACAAACUGACAGCCAAAGUUCAACGUUCCCUGAUAUAGUGGAGCUAAACGUGGGUGGCCAGGUGUAUGUGACCCGACUUGAAACUCUCACGGCGGUGCCCAACUCUCUCCUGUGGGCCAAGUUCACCCAGAGCUCCCCGGGCGACCUGCCAAAAGACGGUAAGGGCCGCUUCUUCUUCGACCGCGACGGCUUUCUCUUCCGCUAUAUUUUGGAUUAUUUGCGGGACACUGAGCUUUUCCUGCCCGAGUUUUUUAAAGAGCGGAGGAGGCUGCAGAGAGAAUCAGACUUCUUCCAGCUCCCGGAGCUGUCGAGGCGCCUGGCCGCGGUCAGCAAACAGAGCUCAUACACGGAGGAGAGCGGGGAGCCGGAGGAGGCUGAGCUCAGCAGCCCGGUCACCUCCUCCUCGGACAGGAGCCUGCGCUCUCCUGGGGUCAAAGCCGGCUACAUCACCAUCGGGUACAGAGGCAGCUACACUAUCGGGAGGGACAUCCAGGCGGACGCUAAAUUCCGCAGGGUGGCCAGAAUAACCGUCUGCAGCAAGAUCUCUCUUGCUAAAGAGGUUUUUGGAGAAACCCUGAAUGAGAGCCGCGACCCGGACCGCCCGCCUGACAAAUAUACCGCCAGGUAUUACCUCAAGUAUAACUUCCUGGAGCAGGCGUUUGACCGGCUGGCCGAGGCUGGUUUUAGCAUGGUGGCAUGCAACUCCACUGGGACUUGCUCAUACGCCGGUAAUGACCCGGGGGAAGACAAACUGUGGACCAGUUACACAGAGUAUGUUUUCUCCCGAUAAACGAACUGAAAACUGCUAUGUGGAUGCAAAGCGUGCAUUCAAGCUCACGACUUGUUUUAACAACUUUAACGCUUGGCGCUAUCGUUUUUUACUUUAAUUAACUUCCCCAAAACUGGCGUUUACUGUUAGUUUUAGUUUCUUGGGUUUUUGUCCCUAUCUGCUCUUUGCAGUGGGAUCAGCCAGAGUUUCACUUUUCUGCCAUUUUCUGCAAGAAGACUCUAAACACAAACAGGCUGGCUUCCAUAUCAUUGGUUUGUGUCGAGUAAAGAUAAAUCCCACUCCUUUGGGCUUUUUGUGUUGCCUAACGUUAGUUGGCCUUAUAACCUUCAUGAUUUUAACGGACAGUUUUUUUCUUAAGUAAACUGCAUAAAUAAUACCCCAGGUUGGCAGAAUUGUUAGAAACUGGCUUAUUUAGUAAGUAACCUACUGUUUAAAUAGGGUAUUGAUGGAUAAGGAAGGCAGUAAGUUGCAUCCUCGAUAUGAUACUUCAAAUGUUUUUUUUCUCGAUUAUAUCAACAACACAGGCUCUCACAGCUUUCAAGAUUACACAUGGGUAGGCUAUGUCUUUACAAAAUAUUAUGUGCCAUCUAUGAGCUGUUGUCAUUGUUUCUCUCUCUUAUAUCUCUUAGAUAUAAUGACAAAUAAAGUGUGACAUUAUAAC